CCGAUUGUUGUCCUACUUAGAAUAGCAUUUUGUCCGAAUCGAAGUAGUCCGAAAUUCCAUUCCAAUUCAAGCGUCUACGAUGAAACCUGUUAAUGGGUCGUGAAAAAUGUGCCAUUUAGAAAACGACUAUUGUCAUCAGGCGUAUUAUAACAUAGUGAAUGUAAUUAAGUAAUUUAAGGGGAAUAAUAGUUCGAACCGUUUAAACACCAUGUAUUUUAAAGCCUCUGUGGUUUAAAUUUCUGCAGAAAGUUUGUAAACAUCCGUCAAUGUUAUGGGACGCUUUACACGGAAGUUGUCCUACUUUCACUUUGUUUUUGAAAGACAAACGGCAUUGCAUUUUGAAAUGUAAAGUCCUUAAAUGGGAUAGCAUGUACAGUUACUAUAAAUCUGAAAUGAUGGACAAGUUUGAGAUAAUUGAUAAGAGUGAUCUAGACAGCCUCCCAUUUUUCUCUGGAGAUGGAGAUGGAAGUGUGCAGUCAGAACAAAAUCUAGAAAUUACAAGGCGACACUGGGUACGCAAUGACAAGAGGCCAUUCUGUAUGAACAAGGCCUGUAACAAGCGGUUUACAAAGGUCCUUGAUAGACAGCAUCAUUGUAGGAAGUGUGGGGAAAUCUUCUGUGCUGACUGCCUCAAAUUCAAGCUCAAACUAAACUUCCUUGCUUUCAGUGAUCCACUUGGCAAGACAUAUAAGGUGUGUAAGCAGUGCUAUGAGGCAGAUGAAGACGGGGAGGUGGUAUCCAGGUCACUGACAAUGGUCUUCCGAGAGUGCAAAUCAUGGACAGUGUCAUUGAGGGAUGGCUUGGAGAGGAGGAAGUCUUCUCUUGCUAAAACAUGGAGAGAUAAACUUAACAUGUCGGUGGAGUGUGAAAGAUUAAAGAAGGGAUUUGAGUCUUCUGUCGGGACAUCCGAGGUAACUCGCACACUGUCAGAGAUGAAAAAUAUGCUGAAAACUCCCGACUGGCAGAAAUCUUCAGUCUGGAUGCAAGAGAGCCUAGCCAUCCACUGCCAGACUUGUCAUGAAGGUUUCGGCUUGCUGAAAAAGAAGUACAGCUGCAAGUUGUGUGGGAAGGUCCUGUGUAAGACGUGCAGUCGACGGGAGCUGCUUGUGUACAUUCCAGACCAGCCUCCUGGGAAUGGACCAUUGAGCUGUAGGGAGGCUUGUCUCAGUGUGAUAAAAGUUAUUGGGAGCCCAGAGGUUGAGCCCGAGAUCUCGAUGCUGCUACAUGUAUGUGGGGCUUGCCGUCAGUAUGUGGUUGACCUUCAGCUCGCAAAGGUCGAGCAGAUGUCAGAGGUCACUGAGGUCAAGGACACUGAAGAAGGGGUCAUCUCAAAGUUGGCUGCUAUGGAUGGGACCCUCUCAAAAUUGCAGAAAAAUAUCAUUGGGGCUCUUGUUCAGUACCAGGACGUGGUUGAAAGCCUUGAGGACAGCAGGUCUCGAUCCCGGGAGGAAGGAAACACAAAGGUCCUUGCUAAAACACAGGAGGACCUUUCUGACCAUUUUGCUUCAUUCUGUGUGAAGGUUCCUAUCCUGAAGAAGAUGUCUCCUUAUGCUGAGACUGACACACAGUCCAGACUGCUCAAGGCUUAUAUAAAGGCAAAAAGUGACUUCUACCUCGAUAAUGUGUUCACGUUCCGGAUGUUGAAGAGGAAGCUGAACGAAUCGGCCCCACCACAAGUGCUCGAGUACAUACAGAAAAUAGUCGACAAAAAUGCGAUAGUGUCAGCCCAGGUAUACGUAAAACAGCUGACGUUUGAAGCCAUCUACCUCAGUGAUAAACACUCACUACAAGGACAGCCUCUACAGGCCCUGCUGGUUAAACUGUAUGAGGUAUGUAUAUUAGUGUCAGCCCAGGUAUACGUAAAACAGCUGACAUUUGAAGCCAUCUACCUCAGUGAUAAACACUCUCUACAAGGUCAACCUCUACAGGCCCUGCUGGUUAAACUGUACGAGGUAUGUAUAUUAGUGUCAGCCCAGGUAUACGUAAAACAGCUGACGUUUGAAGCCAUCUACCUCAGUGAUAAACACUCUCUACAAGGUCAACCUCUACAGGCCCUGCUGGUUAAACUGUACGAGGUAUGUAUAUUAGUGUCAGCCCAGGUAUACGUAAAACAGCUGACAUUUGAAGCCAUCUACCUCAGUGAUAAACACUCUCUACAAGGACAGCCUCUACAGGCCCUGCUGGUUAAACUGUACGAGGUAUGUAUAUUAGUGUCAGCCCAGGUAUACGUAAAACAGCUGACAUUUGAAGCCAUCUACCUCAGUGAUAAACACUCACUACAAGGACAGCCUCUACAGGCCCUGCUGGUUAAACUGUACGAGGUAUGUAUAUUAGUGUCAGCCCAGGUAUACGUAAAACAGCUGACGUUUGAAGCCAUCUACCUCAGUGAUAAACACUCUCUACAAGGACAGCCUCUACAGGCCCUGCUGGUUAAACUGUACGAGGUAUGUAUAUUAGUGUCAGCCCAGGUAUACGUAAAACAGCUGACGUUUGAAGCCAUCUACCUCAGUGAUAAACACUCACUACAAGGACAGCCUCUACAGGCCCUGCUGGUUAAACUGUAUGAGGUAGUUGAAGAGGACACAAGUCGGUGCUUGUUGAGACAGGGUGAGGAUAUAGAUGCCCACAAUGCAGACGUCAGCAGUAUCGUACGAUCUCAAGUGAAGAGCCAUCGACUGAUCCGCCCAUCUCGAACCAAGAUGGUGACCCAGGGCACGCACCAUGUGGCGUCCAUCCUGCUGUCCCGCCUUUCCACAACGCUCCACCAGGUCAGCGUCCAGCUUGACAUGAAAACCAUCAAUCGAAGCUUUCCCGACAGCAAGGCCGCAGUAAAGACUGCGCUGCAAGAGGCUGAAAGUCUCACUGUGAAAGAUUUGUCAAUGUCUUGAAUUCCUGUAUUCUAAUUUAAUUCAAUUAAUAUAUUCUACCCAUUUUAAUUCUCUGGUUAUGAUAAAUCGGAGCUUCCCCACUAGCAAUGUAACCAUAAAAACUGCCCUUAAAGAGACACUGUGAAUCUUUUGUUAUCGCCUUGACAAGUUAAAUAUCCUGUAUUUUUUUUAGAAAACUGUGUUUUAAUUCUCUGAUUACCAUCAACCAAAGCAUUUUUUUACAUGUUGUAAAAGUUAAUAUACCGUACAUCGAAAGGGAAAAUGAGUUCAAGUUGUAAUCAGGUACAUGCACAUUAGUUUAAACUUAUUUAUUUUACAACGAUUGUGAAACAAGUUAUUACAACAUUAUAAUAAUCACUGUUGUUGGCAGGACUUUAUGUGAGAGUGUGUCUUGUGUUGUGGGGGAGCACUGGGAGGAAACCCACUAAUUCGGCUUGGUGACCACAAACAAGACUCACAUGCGCCAAGGCCGGGAAUCGAACCCAGGUUGCCUUGGUGAGAAGAGAGUGCACUUAUAUUAUAAUUAUGAAUGUGCAGCAAUGAUAAAAUAUCAAUUUGAUCAAUGUUGUGUUAGAAUCAUGUUGGCUUUCUAUGGUUUGUAUUUUAUUCUUGUAAUUCUAAUACUUGUUUUAUAAGUUGUUGGUAUAACUAAAGGUAACCUAAUUUAUCUGGUUACUUUUUGGUAUAUUAUUUAAAUUUUUAUAUGGAUUAUUGUUAUUUUUCUGGUAUCAAAGACACGUUGAAAUACCAAAGAUUAUUUCAACCCAUUUUUUAUGAAAUCAUUUAAAAAUUUAGAAAGAUUAUGAAGAAAAACAAAGAAAGUGGCCAGAUUUAUGUCCUUGCCUAGUAUGUGCAUGUAUUUCACAUAAAGAAGACUAAAGUUAGGGUUUUAGGCAGGAUUAAAAAAGGAAAAGGUGCUGCAGAAAAGGGACAGGGUGCUAUGGGUAAAAAGAGCACAUUGAAUCGGGCUAUGAAGAACUGAACAUUAUGAAUAAGGCAGAAAAUGUUAGAAAUUGUGUUUAAUUGAAGUAAUAUAAGGUUUCAACAGCCAGAUAUGUAAAAUGUUUUGUAUUUUAAAUAAGUUUUGAACAAAACAGCAGAAAUAUUUUAUUAAUAUUUGAAAGUCUUAGCAUUUGAUUCUAUGAAGGCAGAAGGGUGCCCAUGCUGGUCUCCAUGCGGGCAGAAGGGUGCUACUGAAAAAAGACAGGGUGCAGCACCCUUUCAUAACCCAUCAGCUAAAACCCUACUAAAGUGAAGUAAUUUGUAUGCUUGGGCCCUUAUUCACUGAUGCCUUGAGUGUGAGGGUCAGACUCAGGUCAGAAAACUGAAUUCUUAAAUGUUUGAAAAUCUCAAUAAUACAUUAUUGUGCAAAAGAUGAGUGCCUGAUUUUAAAACAGAUUAUUUGUUGUAAAAAAUACAGCAAUUUUGACCAUCAUAACUCAUUCUAUGAACUAAAACUUAAAAUAUUAGUGAUUAUGGGCUAGGUCUUGUGUCUUUCCUACAAUUUCAAUUUGUACAAGUUCAAUGUAUCAGAUGUUGAUUCCCAUGAAUCGAGCUCAAGGUUCAAUGUAUCUGAUGUCAAUUCACAUGAAUCGAGCUCAAGGUUCAAUGUAUCUGAUGUCAAUUCACAUGAAUCGAGCUCAAGGUUCAAUGUAUCUGAUGUCGAUUCACAUGAAUCUAGCUCAAGGUUCAAUGUAUCGGAUGUAGAUUCACAUGAAUCUAGCUCAAGGUUCAAUGUAUCAGAUGUAGAUUCACAUGAAUCUAGCUCAAGGUUCAAUGUAUCGGAUGUAGAUUUACAUGAAUCUUGCUCAAGGUUCAAUGUAUCGGAUGUAGAUUCACAUGAAUCUAGCUCAAGGUUCAAUGCAUCAGAUGUAGAUUCACAUGAAUCUAGCUCAAGGUUCAAUGUAUCAGAUGUAGAUUCACAUGAAUCUUGCUCAAGGUUCAAUGUAUCGGAUGUAGUUUACAUGAAUCUAGCUCAAGGUUCAAUGUAUCGGAUGUAGAUUCCCAUGAAUCUAGCUCAAGGUUCAAUGUAUCGGAUGUAGAUUCACAUGAAUCUAGCUCAAGGUUCAAUGUAUCGGAUGUAGAUUCCCAUGAAUCUAGCUCAAGGUUCAAUGUAUCGGAUGUAGAUUCACAUGAAUCUAGCUCAAGGUUCAAUGUAUCAGAUGUCGUUUCACAUGAACCUAUCUCAAGGUUAAAUGUAUCUGAUGUAGAUUUACAUGAAUCUAGCUCAAGGUUCAAUGUAUUGGAUGUAGAUUCACAUGAAUCUAGCUCAAGGUUCAAUGUAUCAGAUGUAGAUUCACAUGAAUUGAGCUCAAUGUUUAUAUUGACUAUUUUACAAUUUUCAUUCCUGACUUGCCAUAAAAUUAUGAAUUCCAUGUUUCUAAUAUUUCAUUCCAGCAGAUUGUGAUUAGUGAAAUAGAGAUGGAGUUGUUUUACAAUUUUAAAUGUUAUUCUAUUGUCUCUAUAGUAUCAUUCAGGUGCCAUUGUGUUAAAUAUGAAUUAUAUCUCAGUUAUGUGAUUGUAUUCAAGAUUUGUUAAGUAUUGUGCAAUAUUUGCUAUUUUUAAAUCAUUUGAUUUUUAGUGAUCUUUACCAGUAUAUAUUUUUCAAUAAAACAGAAAAUGUAAACGUUUGUUUUUCAAA
Mya arenaria is the source of this 5529-nucleotide messenger RNA. RefSeq lists its product as uncharacterized. The record is from RefSeq and is a predicted model, not a curated record. The transcript has 14 exons. Gene Ontology annotation, molecular function: metal ion binding. The coding region runs from base 267 to 2888 and encodes 873 amino acids. Lineage: Eukaryota; Metazoa; Mollusca; Bivalvia; Myida; Myidae.